This is a messenger RNA of Chlamydomonas reinhardtii, 4590 nucleotides long. RefSeq lists its product as uncharacterized. The coding region runs from base 117 to 3887 and encodes 1256 amino acids. Gene Ontology annotation, cellular component: cytoplasmic stress granule. NCBI's taxonomy places the organism in Eukaryota, Viridiplantae, Chlorophyta, Chlorophyceae, Chlamydomonadales, Chlamydomonadaceae. The transcript is spliced from 5 exons. Gene Ontology annotation, molecular function: ATP binding; translation initiation factor activity; RNA helicase activity. The record is from RefSeq and is a predicted model, not a curated record. Gene Ontology annotation, biological process: cytoplasmic translational initiation.
UUCAUGUUUGAACAAUGACUGGCAACGAGUUUUAGCGUUCACAAGAUCCAUCCGGCCCGCCGCGAGCGCAACACACUGUGCCUACGAGGCUCCCAGCCGCCUAGCAGGCUCCAGCCAUGACCACUGAAACUCCUAUUGAAUCAGAUGACACUGCGGCGGCUGCAGCCGCAGCUGACAAGCUGGGCUCUUCCAGCCCGCCCCAGCCGCCCUCACCAGCCCCCAGCCACCCGCCCCCGCCGCGCGGCCCUCCACCAACACCCGCCCCGCCCCCGCGCGCUCGGACCCAGGACGUACUAUCCGACGCCAUCUCCUUUCGCGAGCUCAUGGUUUCCGAGCCGCUCGUUCAAAGCCUCGCAGCUGCGGGCUUCGAGCGGCCGUCGCCGGUGCAGAAGGCCGCAAUCCCGCUGGGGCGAGUGGGCGCCGACUUGAUUGUGCAGGCCAAGAGCGGCACCGGCAAGACGGUGGUAUUCGCGGUGGUGGUGCUGGAGCGCGUCAAGGUGGCCAGCGCCACAACACAGGCGCUCAUCCUGGCUCCCACACGCGAGAUCGCCAUUCAGUCGGAGCAGGUCAUCCGCGCCCUGGCGGCGGAGCUGCCGCCGCCGGCGCCCGCCUCCGCCGCCUUUGUGGGCGGCCUCCCCAUCGUCGACGACGAGAAGCGCCUGCGCCGCCUCUGCCACAUCGCCGUCGGCACGCCCGGCCGCGUAUGCGCGCUUCUGCAGGCCGGCCGACUCACCGGCUCCACGCUAAGUCUACUUGUGUUGGAUGAAGCAGAUAGUUUGUUGGGAGAUUCUUUCUACGAGGAUGUGACUUGGAUCUACGACCAGCUGCCGAAGCGCAAGCAGGUUCUGGCGUUCUCGGCGACCUACACGCCCGAGCUGCUGGCGGAUUUGGAGCCGCUCAUGCGGAAGCCGCAGCGCAUCAUGCUGUGCGCCGGCGGAGGCGGAGGAGGAGGCGGAGGGGACGAAGGAGCGGAGGGGGCGGAGGGAGCCGCUGACGCCGGCUCGGGGGUAGGAGGCGGCGGAGGCGGAGGCGUAAGCCUGCUCGGUGUGAAGCAGUUCUACUGCGUGGUCAGCGAGGGUGGGGGCGGCGGCGAGGGUGGCGACGGCGGCGAGGCGCAGGGCGCUGGCGCUGCGGCGGCGACAGGGGCGGCGGCGGUGGCUGCCGCGCCCUCCUCCUCCUCGGCCGCUGUGUUCCGGAGCAAGGUGGUGGCGCUGCUGCGGCUGCUGGCGGGAGUGUCGUUCCACCAGGCUGUGGUGUUCUGCAACAACAAGCCGCGCGCCGAGUGGCUGAGUGCGCAGCUGGCGGCGGCCGGCUACCCCGCAGCCUACCUGUCCGGCGACCGGCCCCAGACGGAGCGCAUGGCAGCCAUGGAGGCCGUGCGCGGCUUCAAGCUCAGGGUGCUUGUGUCCACGGAUGUGAUGGCUCGCGGCGUGGACCUGGACCGCGUCAAUCUGGUGGUGAACCUGGACCUGCCGCAGGACGCAGCCACGCACAUGCACCGAGUGGGCCGCACCGGCCGCUUCGGCAGCCGCGGUGUGUGCGUGUCGUACGUCACACAGGCCGAGCUGGGGAUCCUGGUGUCGUACGUGGACCAGCAGGCGGCCGCCGCCGCCGCAACAGCCGCCGCCGCCAGCGCCGCCGCGGCCGCCAACGGCGGCGGCACCGAGGGCGCCGCCGCGCCUGCUGCCGCCGCUGCAGCUAGCGCUGGCGUGGGCGCGGAGGAUGUGGGUGCGGGUGCGGGCGCGAGUGCGGGCGCGGCGGGUCUGCUGCCGCUGCCGGAUGUCAUUCCAGAGGACUUGUACGGGUUUGACCUGGCCAGUGACUGGGAGCGCCAGGCACUGCAGCAGCUGCUGACGCAGCAGCGCCGCGGGCGGGCACCCACGGCGGCGGCGGCGGCGGCGGGGGCGGCGGCGGCGGCGGCGCCAGCCGCCGGCAGUGUCAAUGGGGCGGCGGCGGAGGGGCAGCAGGUUGGCGGCCGGGAAGGGGCGGGGGCGGAGGCGGAGGCGCACCUAGAGCAAGCGGAGGGUGGUGGUGAUGAGGAUGGGAUCGAGCUGCAGCUGCCGCUGCUGCCAGAGGAGGUGGCGGCGGCGGAGAAGGCGGAGCGCAAGGCGGCGGCGGCGGCGCGGCGGGAGGAGAAGCAGCGGGCCAAGGAGGAGCGCGAGGCGGAGCGGGAGCGGGAGCGCUGGCAGGCAUGGGAGGCGUACUACGCCGCACAGGGGUACGGCGGUUACGGCGCUUACAGCGGGUACGGCGGCGGCGCAACGGUGGCGGCGGCGGAUGGCGCAAAUGCCGGCAGCCAUACGACGCCCUCAGCGGCCGGGGCAGCGGCGGCGGCGGGCCAGCACCAGUCAGCCGCAUACGACCCGUACGGCACGGUGGCGGCGGCGGCGACAGCGGCGCAUGAGGGCGCGGGUUACGGCAGCGCCUCUACAUCGUCCUACUACGCGCAGUAUUACGGGCAGCCGUACGGGAAGCAGUACGGGCAACCGUACGAUCAGGCGUACGGGCAGCAGUACUAUGGGCAGGCGUACGGGCAGUCGGGGUCAGAGCCAGCGGCAGCGGCGGCGGCGGCACACGAUCAGGCGGCGGUUGCGGCGGCCUGGGCGGCCUACUACCAGCGGCAGCAGCAACAGCAGCUAGCGGGCCAGCAUUAUGACCCGUACCACCAGACACAUGCUGCGGGUGCAGCGCCGGCGGCUAUGGCGGCGCAGGUGCGGGGGCGGGAGGGCACUGUCGCAGCUGCUGCUCCCGCGGCGGCGGCACAGGAGCAGGAGGAGGAGGAGGCGUAUGACGAUGAGGCGCCCGAGCUGGCGUUUGAGGCGCUGCGGGGGCAGGUGGUGUGGGCGGCUGAGGAGGCGGAGGCUGAGGGAGCUGGAGCUGCAGGCGAGCAGGAGCAGCCCGAGGAGCAGCAGGCGGAGGGCGGUGAGGGUGCCGAGGGCGAGGACGAGGACGAGGCAGAGGAUGACAGCUGGGUGUUGGGGGAGGAGGACUUCCCGCCACACGUGGCACGCGCCGUUGACAACCUGUUGGUGCUACUGCCGCCGGCUGGUGGUGGUGGUGCGGCUGCUACUGCCCCAGGAAGAAGAGGCGGGGCCGGUGCGAAGGCGCCAGCUGCGGCGGCUGCUGCUGCUGCGGCGGCGGCGGGGCCACAGGGGCUCGGCGGCAGUGGGCCACAGGCAGAGGGCGGCGCAGCUGAGGCCGCAGGUGCGGCGGACGCGGCAGCAGCGGUCGGUGUGGCGGCGGCUGGGUACGGCCAUGGGUAUUACGGCAGUGGGUAUUACGGCGCGUACGGCGGGUACGGCGGGUACGCGGACUAUUACCAGCAGCAGCAGCAGCAGCAGCAGUACUACGGCAGUAGCGGCGACAGCAGCGGUGCGUAUCCGUACACGCAGUGGUGGCAGCAACAAGGGCCACCGCACCCGCCACCACCGCCACCGCCGCCUCCACCGCCGCCCUACGGCCCGCACCAUCACUACCACCCCCCGCCACCACCGCCGUCCCACCGCUACGGCUACCCCGGACACCACCACCCGCACGGCCCGCCACCGCCUGCGCCGCCGCCUCCACCGCCGCACCACCACCACCACAGUUACAGCUACAGCCAUGCUCACCAGCCGCACCCGCAGUACGGCGGCGCUGCUGCUACAGCCCACGACCCGUACAGCUGGGAGCUGCAGGAGCCGCUGCGCUGCAUGGGCUGCGUGCGGCGCAUGCUGCGCGACUAUGUACGGCAGCACGCGGCGUGGCAGCAGCAGUACGGCGCGUGGCGUGAGCAGUACCGCCGCUGGUACGAGGGGUGGACGCGGCUGGAGGGCGGGGUGGCGGAGGGGGCGGCGGAGGCGGAGGCGGGGGCGUCGCCUGCUGGGGGCGGCGUGCGGCAGUCGUGAUCUAUGAGUGUGCGAUGGGACAGCGUCAAGGCAGGUUGGUGAAUUCCCGCAGGGUGCAGCUGAUUCCCAGACCCCAGCAGAUGGCGAACAGUUUGCAACGGCAGUGCAUGAGCGCGCGGCUGGUCGAACGGUGGCUGUGUGGAUGGGGGAAGGCAGCUAGGCGCAGGUGGCGGUGCAGGUGGUGGUGCAGGUGGCGGUGCAUGCAGGUGGUGUUGCUGCUGGCGGUUCGGGACUGGGUGCAAGCACGCAUGGGAGUGUCGCUGCCGGCGCGGCCAUGCAGCGCUUUGAUUGGCGUGCGGAUAUGAUGGCAGGUUGCUUGACAGGUGAUUUGUUGAUACGUGGUGUGAACAGCAGCGCCGACUCAUGCUUUCACGCAUGAUGGCAGUCAGGCAUGGCACGCUCGUUGACAGCAGUCCCGCAGCGGCGCAGCCACGCAAACAGCUUCAGUACCGCCCCUCUCUGCUCUCCCAACCCCACAACGGACAGGGUGUUCCCGGGGGCCUUCGCCCCCCCUCGCCUGAAUCACUGCGCUCAAGGGGCGUGGUCAGCCCAACAACACGUGUGCGUGCUGUGUGUGAGUGAUUCUGUUUGUGUUGCCCUCUCACCUCAACGCUAGCUGGUGACACUCGCACAGCAAGAGCGCACGGCACGCGCGUGCCUUAUUACAUGACUGUCGGCCUGUGACACUCAGUCCUUUACUCCA